This is a messenger RNA of Sclerotinia borealis F-4128, 519 nucleotides long. Lineage: Eukaryota; Fungi; Ascomycota; Leotiomycetes; Helotiales; Sclerotiniaceae. The record is from the annotation of a GenBank genome assembly.
AUGCUCGCAAUCCGUCCAUCAUCCAAGCAAUCUUCUUCAAAACCCGCGAAAAAAUACACUCCAAAUCUCAUCCCCUGUCGCAUAAAUCAUACCGCGCCAAUUAAGGUUGAGAAGAGAUAUUGGGAUCCAAGACUCACGAAGAAUGGGAAAGGGAAAGAAGAAUUAGUGUCAUAUUUCAGGGGCAGAAGAUUGGUUGGCAGAAAGGUCAAGGUUCCGGAAGGAUGGAGAGGGGUUGUGUUGAAGGUGGGAAAGGAGAUUAUGCCACAGGAGUCUAGUGCAGAGGAGGGAAGAGGAGAGGAUGAGGAUGAGGAUGGAGACGAAGUGGAAGAGAAAGAAAUCGAAACGAAGAUAGUUGAUGAGGAAGGCACUUUUGAUACCUUGACGGUUUGGGGGCAUGAGUGCUUGGUUGAUGCGAGUGGAGAUAUGGUCGUUAGAGGAAUGGAAGAGUGGAUGGGUUGGGCGAGUGCAAUUCAUGACUGUGAUGACGAAACCAACAAGAAGGACGAAAGUUUGGAUUAA